ACCGGCGGCAGCAAUGGAGCCAUCGCCAAAGAAAAUGAAGCAAUUUGUCGCUAAGUUAUUGGAGAGUACUAACGAAGGGACUCUGACGCACAAGAUCAUUCGUCAGAAGUUUGCUGACCACCUCGGUACUGAUGAAAGCAGUAUAAGCAGUGAUAUCAGAAAGCAACUCAAAGCUAUAGUAUCUGCAGUCAUGAUGCCAGCAACAAAGGUUGAGGCUGUCAAAGAAUCAGCGAAUUCUAAUACAUUAGAGAGUGAGAGCAAUCAAGAACAAAAAGUACAACAUUUGCAUGAUAAAAGUCGUGACACAGCUGGAUAUUCUGAUGAUUUAAAAGUCAAGUCUGUUGCUGCCCAAAAGAAGAAGAAACGCCCAAGAAUGCAAAGUAGUGAUUCUGAUGGAAACAGUGGAGAUGAUGGAGCAAAAAUUCAAACAAUGACUGAUUUACUACAUGUCAAUAGCAAUGAUAAUGAGAAUAAUGAGUACAAUGUAAGAAAUGACAAAACAAAUGUACAGACGACUGUAGAGACAACUGAUGAAGGCGUUGUUGAUGUAAAAGGAACAAAACAGAAUGAGGUGGACAAUAAAUCAAAAGCAAUACGUUUGAGUUCUCGUGAACGUCUCAACAGCCAAUCACACGAUGAGAAACAAGAACUAGCAGUCACUUCAAGUGAAGAUGAUGACAGUGAUGUAUCAGCCAAGAAACCAUUUGCUGUCUUAAAGUUGGUCAAAUGUAGUGCAAAGGCAAAGAGUGCUAGCGAACUGUCAGAUUUAGAUGAAAGAGAAGCAUCUGACUGUACCACCAGUUUUGCCCCAGCAAAUCAAAGUAAUGAGAAACGACCUUCAACAUCGCAAAAAUCUGCUAAACACAAGUCUCAUGAUGUACGAGUAUCUGAUGAAGGUGAUAAUGAUGAGGAUGAAGAUGAUGAUGAUGAUGAUACUGAAGAUGUUGGAGAUGCGAAUGAUACAUCUAGCUCUGACAGCGAAAGCAAACUUACAAAGAGAACACAAAAAGCACACGACAGUUCUGGGGACUCUGAUUCCGACGAGCAUACACAGGCAGCGUCGAGAAAACGAGCUAAGAAGCCACUAGCUUCUAAACAGAAGAAAAGUAAAUUAGAUGAAGACAAAGUAAGCAAGAAGGAAAGACAUUCAGGAAAAUCAUCUGCGAAGAGUGAAGAUAGCAGAGCGGUUACACGUCUCAAACGGCUGAUUGCUGCUGCAGGGAUGAAAAGACCGUAUGUCAGAUUGUUAGCAGAUUGCAAGUCGGAGGCAGCUAAAGUUCGAGUGUUGAAAGGUCUUUUGGAGAAAGCUGGAUUAGAAGGAAAGCCGACGCUGGAAAACUGCAAGAAAUUGAAGCUGAAACGAGAAGAGGCAGCGGAACUGGCUGAUCUUGAUCCAACCAACAUAAUCACAUCAACAGGGUCUUCUCGCUCCAGAAGAACGAGUUGGUAUGAUUCGGGUCGGGAAGCAGAGAGUAGCUCAGCAUCAAGUCAGAAAAUGUCAAAACGUCGGUUUGCUUUUAUUAUAUCAUCAGAUGAGUCAGACUCUGACUGAGUAAGAAUAUACACUUCUGACUGUGUGCGUUAACUCUGUGUGCAUGCAGUGAAAUAGUAUUAAUUAAGUUGGAGAGCAAUCAUGUUUGUGCUUACAAAUUUUAUCUACCACUACUGUAGAGCCAGUCUAUUGACUGAUACUUGUUUGACUUUCUUUUUAUGUUGUCAGAAUGUGUGAAUAGUUAGUUAUAUGUGUGCAUAUUAGAUACAAUGUGUGUUUACAGCUACAGAGAUUACAGUUGCCAAACUGUCAAAUCUUGCCUUGGUUUCUAAGCAAAGAACACGAUUUUCAGCUGUGUGUGUGU
Corticium candelabrum is the source of this 1856-nucleotide messenger RNA. RefSeq names its product HIRA-interacting protein 3-like. Gene Ontology annotation, cellular component: nucleus. The transcript has 7 exons. Lineage: Eukaryota; Metazoa; Porifera; Homoscleromorpha; Homosclerophorida; Plakinidae. Bases 14 to 1552 code for a protein of 512 amino acids. The record is from RefSeq and is a predicted model, not a curated record.